Messenger RNA from Salvia splendens (bonfire salvia), 702 nucleotides. RefSeq names its product gametogenetin-like. The coding region runs from base 1 to 702 and encodes 233 amino acids. The transcript is spliced from 5 exons. The record is from RefSeq and is a predicted model, not a curated record. NCBI's taxonomy places the organism in Eukaryota, Viridiplantae, Streptophyta, Magnoliopsida, Lamiales, Lamiaceae.
AUGCUUGGUGGCCGGCAGAAUCCUAGACCACUUUUUACGGAGCUGUUCUCCGUCAUGCGGUCUGGCUCCUGGGGGUUUGAACUCGUUGUAUGCCAACAGGACGAGCUUCCACAAGCUCCCCUCGACGGCAUCUGGCGUCGCUGCCUCGCUGCCCUCGCCGCCGCCACUGCGACGCGGCUGCCCGAGCCGCCGCCGCUGCCACCGCGACUGUCUCUUCCGCCGCCGCCACCGCCCCUGCCACCGCGACUGUCUCUUCCGCCGCCGCCACCGCCACUGCUUCCACCCGCCGUAUCAAGUACGCCGGAACUGAGUAGACCCAUCAUGAGCGACUCAGAUUCCGCUGAAAAGGUUGGAGCGUGGGAGAAGAUCUCCACGGCUGAGAUGGAGGAGAAAUUGGACUCGAUGCCCACGGCGGGGGAGAUUGACUCCAACUCCACGGCUAGGACGGAGAGCCGCCAUAUCCCGACGGCUGUGAAGGAUAGCCACCAUAUCCCGACAGCUGUGAAGGAUUGCCGCCAUAUCCCGAUUCUUGCGAGCCAGGUGCCUCUUGAUUCGCAAUCAGGGUUUAUGGACUCCAUUAAAGCUUUCACGGAAAAAAUCCAAAAGAUCUUGGAGUUUCGUGGAUCACAUAUACUUUUGGCUCUAGAGGCAGAGUUGGAACGAGAUUUGGACUUGGUGCUACAACAAGAGGAGUCCUUAUGA